Molecule: messenger RNA, 924 nt
Organism: Penicillium waksmanii
Lineage: Eukaryota; Fungi; Ascomycota; Eurotiomycetes; Eurotiales; Aspergillaceae
Exons: 1
Coding region: 1-924 (307 amino acids)
Source: RefSeq, a predicted model, not a curated record
AUGUCCUCCGUCAUUGUGUUCGGUCCGACCGGUAGUGUUGGGUCUUUUGUGGCCCGCACCGCCCAACAGCUUGGGGCUAAGGUGUUCCUCGCAAUGAGAGAUACCACAAAAGCAAUUCCAGGGUUGACCCCAGAAGCUGAAAAGGCAGGAGAAUUUGAAAGAGUCCAGGCUGAUCUAACCCAGCCUGACACCGUCACUGCGGCCGUGCAGUUGUCUGGAGCCAAGCGUGCUUUCAUCUACCGAGCCAACGGCAUGCCCGACCACAUGCGAUCCACGUUGACUGCGCUCAAAUCUGCUGGCAUCGAAUUCGUUGUGUUUCUCAGCAGCUACACUAUUGCCGGGGACCCGCGUGACGUAAAGCCCGAUGAUAUGAUUCCUUUCAUCCAUGCUCAAAUUGAGAUUAACCUGGAUGAGAUCUUUGGCGCUGAUCACUAUGUUGCAAUCCGCCCCGGUGGCUUCGCGACUAAUCUGUUGCGCUUCAAGGAUGGCAUUGUUUCCGGCGAGCUGAAGAUGUUUGGUCCAAUGUUCAGAAUGGAUUUUGUCACUCCCGUCGAUAUGGGUCAAGUCAGUGGGACAGUCUUGGUGCAAGGGCCUAAGAACAACCAGCGAAAGGUUUAUAUCUAUGGACCACAGAUCCGCCCUCAAAAGGAAGGAGUGGAGAUCAUUGCGAAGAUUGUGGGCAAGGAGAUCAAGUUUUUACCUGUCACCGCGGACGAGGCGAUCGGGCAAUUUAUGGCAUCUGGCGUGCCAAAGCCUGUUGCGCUGUAUAUGGUCGACAAACUCGAUAACUCCGACAACGCGGAUGCGGAACGUGCUCAUUAUGCGAGUGGUGUCGAAAAUGUGAAGCUAUACCUGGGGAGACCAGCCACAACUCUGGAAGCUUGGGCGCAAGGAAUCAAAGAUAUAUUCGAAGAUCGUGGCUGA